Ascoidea rubescens DSM 1968 is the source of this 2160-nucleotide messenger RNA. RefSeq names its product rhomboid family protein. The transcript has a single exon. Lineage: Eukaryota; Fungi; Ascomycota; Saccharomycetes; Ascoideales; Ascoideaceae. Gene Ontology annotation, molecular function: serine-type endopeptidase activity. Gene Ontology annotation, biological process: proteolysis. Bases 1 to 2160 code for a protein of 719 amino acids. The record is from RefSeq and is a predicted model, not a curated record. Gene Ontology annotation, cellular component: membrane.
AUGAACCAGAACCACUACUAUCCUUACAAUCCUCUUUCGAAUGAAAGAGAUAAAGAGUUGCCUCCAACUCCCACUGCAAACAUGAAUCAACUAAAUAGCACCGGCCAACCACAAGAUACCAAUAUUCAACCUCCUCCUAAUUUAGGUCCUUCUCCAUUUCCUGAUUCUUUUGUCAAUAAUAAUAGUCCUUUAUAUAGCCCCAAUGCCAAAUCUUUUAUAGAUUUCAAUUCUCAAUAUUCUCAUUUGAACAACCCCAGACAUAACUUAAAUAAUAGUAAUUCCACCAAUGUGUCUCUCACUGAUCCAUCUUUUAAUUCAACUAUAAAUACAAAUAAUUUUAACCCAAAUCCAAAUAAUCCAAAUAAUCCAAAUAUUUCAAAUAUUUCAAAUAUUUCAAAUAACAGUGAUAUUGGAGCAACCAACUACUUCAAUAAUUUUAAUAGUUAUAGUAGUUCUGAUACUAAUCCUAGCAUGAGCCAAUCCAGAUUAUUAAAAAACUAUUCUGGUGAUAAUCCAAAUUACUCCAAUUAUAAUCAAUCCUCCUAUAACAAUGGUUCCAAUAGUACCAACAAUCCUCCGUACCCAACAUCUGAUCCGUUUGUAUCCGAUCCAAAUUUAUCAAGAUCUAGAACAACUAUGUCAAAUCCUUUUCAAGAUCCCAACCACAGCAAAAUGAACUCAAAUGAAACCAAUCCUAUAACUUUUAAUCCCACUUCUGCUAUUCCAUCUGAUAAUCGAAACAAUUUCAAUAAUAACAAUAAUAUUCAAGAAAAUCGAUUUUUCUUGGAUAAUAACAACAAUAAUAUCUACAACAAUAACAAUAAUGAUAACAAUAACGAUAACAACAACACCUAUAAUAGCCAUAUAAUCAGCGAUCAACAAGUAGUUGAUAAAAAAAAUUCAAGAUGGAAAACUUUUCCCUACGUAGCUGUUUUCUUUACUAUAGUCGAAACAGCUGUAUUCAUUGCUGAAUUGGUUAAUUAUUCAAAAUACACCGGAAAUGUCAUACAAACUUCUCCUUCUUUUAAUCCAAUGCUUGGUCCAUCUUCUUAUGUUCAAAUUAAUAUGGGCUCCAGAUUUAGACCUUGUAUGCAAGAAAUUGAAGGCAUUACAAAUGUAAACGACAUACUAUUCCCCUGUCCUAAUUCAACUACUACCGAUACAGAUGUUUGUUCUUUAAGUGAAUUAUGUGGAAUGGGUGGUUUACCACCAAAUACAAUUGAUGAUGAGUUGGGCUAUCUUCCUGACCAAUGGUGGAGAAUUAUAACUCCAAUUUUUUUACAUGCUGGUUUCAUUCAUAUAAUCUCAAACUUACUCCUCCAAAUUUUAUUAGGCGCUGAUGUCGAAAAAAAAAUCGGCUCUUUAACUUUUUUGAUCAUUUAUAUUGCUUCGGGAAUAUCUGGGAAUAUUUUUGGUGCAAAUUACAGUAAAACUGGUGUUUCAUCUGUUGGUGCAAGUGGUGCUUUGUUUGGAAUAAUUGCUACUAAUUUAUUUCACCACUUAUUCUUAUUCAACAAAGCUCUUUACUCAAAGAAAACUUAUCGAAUAAUCUUAUCCGUCAUGGUUUUUGAAAUCAUUCUAAUUUUAUUUCUUGGUUUACUACCUGGUUUAGAUAAUUUUGCACAUAUUGGUGGCUUUAUUAUAGGUUUGUUAUGCAGCAUCUUAUUAUUAAGAGACCCUAAUUUUAUCAUUAAAGAAGAGUAUAGAUAUAUACCACCAAAGACAAUGUUAACUCCAAUUCCCAAUCAAGGAAGCCAUGUCAUAUCAAGAAAUUUUCUUAGUUUAUCUUACGAUGAUAGCAACGAUGAUUCAAAACCAAAUUCAAAAAUAUCAAAUUUUCUAAAAAAAAGAUAUAUCAAGUAUUUUAUAUUUUGGUGUGUUUUGAGAACUGUUUCUUUAGUUUUAAUCAUUUUAUGGUUUGUACUUUUAUCCAUCAAUUUUUUUAAAAAUGGUGGCGGAAAUUGUUCAUGGUGUCAAUAUUUAAGUUGCAUACCUGUAAAUAAUUGGUGCGAUGGUGAUAUUACUGUUACAACCUCUGAUUCAUCUAUUUAUUUUUUUAAUUUUUUAACUUUACUUUUUUAUUUUAUCGGUUUAAAAAAUCAAAACUAUCUCAAUUUAUAUCAUUCUCAAAAACAGAAAAAACUACAAAAAUUAGAUUAA